Molecule: messenger RNA, 1428 nt
Organism: Thermochaetoides thermophila DSM 1495
Lineage: Eukaryota; Fungi; Ascomycota; Sordariomycetes; Sordariales; Chaetomiaceae
Product: complex subunit 6-like protein
Exons: 2
Coding region: 1-1428 (475 amino acids)
Biological process (GO): protein deneddylation
Cellular component (GO): COP9 signalosome
Molecular function (GO): protein binding; metallopeptidase activity
Source: RefSeq, a predicted model, not a curated record
AUGGCAGAUCAAGCAGUCAACGAGUUGCUUUCCACCCAAAAGGCUGAUGCCUUGGGACUCCAGGUCGUCCUCCAUCCCCUGCCCGUCCUGGAGAUAUCUGACUAUAUUGCCCGGGCCUACCAGCGCGGUCUACAAGGCGCUGUUGUUGGUGCACUGCUAGGUCAGCAGGAUGGCCAUCAAGUCACUAUCGAGUUCAGCUUCAGCUGCAAAACGGUCAAAAAUGAUGAGGGUCUCUUUGAGCUGGACCAGGAGUGGUUCAAGCAGCGGUUAGAGCAGAUGAGGACGGUCCACAAGAACCCUCCUCUUGACCUGGUUGGGUGGUACUCCCUGGUGCCUAAGACCGGUCCUACACGUUACCACCUCCCUAUUCAACGCCAAAUCAGCGCCGUCAACGACUCAGCCAUCCUUCUUGGCUUCCAUGUCGAGGAUAUUAUCAACCCCGCCCCGGGAGACCCUCUCCCCAUCACAAUCUACGAGACCCUGAUGGAAGCCGAAGAGUCGAGGGAAAACGACGGGGAAGACAAGGAGAUGAUGGAUGUCGAGGCGGCCGCUAAGAUGGUGCUGCGCUUCCGCAAGCUGCCCUACGUCACCGACACAGGCGAGGCCGAAAUGAUCGCACUGAAGUACAUCCGCGAGGGCGGCGCCAACGCGACCGCCGAACCCAGCGACAGAAGUAUGGUGGAGCAAUUCGAGAAAAAGAUCGCCGUCGACGACGGCAAGGGCAAACGCCGUGCCGUCGCCUAUGAGGAGAGCAGCCAAGCCAAGAAGGAAGCCUCUUCCUCCGCCACAAACACUCCGACCAACGAACAGCAGCAGCAAUCUAACCCCGACGUUAAUCUCAACCGCGAAGAAACAGAGUACAUGUCCGCCCUGCAAGCCAAAUAUAACGCCAUCAAGAUGAUGAAGUCCCGCCUAGCCCUCGUCAUCGCAUAUCUGGCCCAACUCCCACCCGCCUUCAAACAAGGGUACCAAACCACCGCCAACGCGGCAGCCGACGCCCGCGCGACCCACGGCGUCCACACCAUCCCCUCUAAUACCAUCCUCCGCCAAUUGCAAGCCCUCCUCACCAACGCCGACCUCGUCACGCCCUCGACGACUUCCCCCUCAGACUCGCAACCCUCUGCCCUGGCACAAGAACUCCAGCGCGAGGCAAACGACGUGCAGCUCAUCUCUCUCGUCAGCGAUCUCCUCUCUAGUGUGAGCGAGAUCCGCGAGGCGGGCAAGAAAUUCUCCGUGCUGGAGGUCGCGCGCAUGCAGCGGCAAAUGGGACGUGCCGAUCCCCGCGAUGGCGGUGGUGGGUUCGGGGAUAUGGAGUUUGAUCCUAGGAUGUUACUGGGCGGUCGGAGAGGAGGUGGUGGGUUUGGAGGGAUGGAAGGGGUUGGGGGACCGGGGUUCGGGAGCAGCAGUGCGGCAGCUGCCAUAAUUUAG